This is a messenger RNA of Coregonus clupeaformis (lake whitefish), 756 nucleotides long. RefSeq lists its product as uncharacterized. NCBI's taxonomy places the organism in Eukaryota, Metazoa, Chordata, Actinopteri, Salmoniformes, Salmonidae. The transcript has 5 exons. The coding region runs from base 1 to 756 and encodes 251 amino acids. The record is from RefSeq and is a predicted model, not a curated record.
AUGGCCGUUCCAUCUGUUGGGGGUAUGUCUGCACAAGAGGUUAAGACAAGAAGGGCUGAGGUCAAAAUGACAGCUGGGUUGGUAGUUCACAACGUCCCCCUAGCCUUUGCGGACCACCUGGGGCCUCUCCUAAAAGAAUGUUUCGGAGAUUCGAAGACAGCGCAGGAGUACAGGUGUGCCAGGACUAAGUCAUCCUGCAUUACCAAUGAAGCACUCGCACCAUAUUUCACACAGGAGCUUGUGAAGGAGAUGAAAAAAGCCCCGUAUACCCUUGUUACGGAUGGGUCGAAUGACACUGGAGUGGAAAAGAUGAACCCGCUUACUGUCCGGGUCUUCAUGGGCAGCAAAGUUGUCCACCAGUUCUUAAAUAUGUGCACAACAAGUGGGAGGAGAUGUGGGCCAGCAAGUGAGAUCUUCACCAAAAUUAACUCCACCAUAGAGGAGCAUGGCAUCCCUUGGGAGAACUGCAUUGGUCUCUCAGUUUACAAUGCAGCUGUGAACAUUGGACCACGUAAUUCCAUUGCCUCUAGGGUGCUCCAGAAGCAUCCCAACACCUAUAUUCAUGGUUGUCCUUGUCAUGUGGCACAUAACACCGCCAAAGCUGCAGGGGUGUCCGGUUUUGAUUUGGAGGAUAUGGUAGUGGACAUCGGUUACUUGUUCAAGGGUAGCACAAAUCGGAAAGGAUACCUGUCAGAGUUUUGUGAGCUCCAUGAAGCGGAGUACAUGGAGGUCCUCCUGCAUAUCUCGGUCCGUUGA